AUGGAACCGAGUGUGGAUACUGCUACUGACGAGGAGUUUACCCAAUCACUCCAGUAUAUUUCGACAGAUAGUUGGUUCACUCGGACGUGGAUACUCCAGGAGAGACAAUGUGCAACGUCACUCAAGUUACUCGUCUCUAUCGAUACAACGGUUCACAUACCAGAAGACGUCCGGGAGUUUAUGGUCGGGAACGACGUUUGCUUGGACAUAUACUCGCUGAAUGAGGCCAUGGGGCUUCGCAUUGCGAUUGAUCCCGAUUACUACUGGAACAAGCCAGAUGUCAAAACAGCCUACGACAAGAUGUUGACGCUUCUCGGUUCCAUCCGCAUGCCACGACCCGAGGAGUAUAGCAUGCCAGAGUCCGUACUCACUCAUCGUUUUUUUCAAUUCCUCAAACUAAUGACGCUCUGCGACAACCUCGUCACCGCGGAUCGUAUAUCGAUCUUUGCCAAUGCCUGCGGCUUCCCAUACCACUUGCUAUCGAAUCGGUUAGAUCGACCAGAUAUCAGCUACGUUACAUGCAUGGUAGUCUUGAUGCUGGCCAACCUCUUUCCCAGUAUCGAGGAAGGAAAACAGAUGAUUGCGAGAGACUGGAACGUUGUUCCAUCGUACAACCUAUUCGCGAACACGUUCGACUUUAUGGAAUCGUUUCCGAGAAGAUACACCCCAUCUCCUGGGUCGGCUUGCCAAUUGUCUCUCGAGGACACGUAG
Molecule: messenger RNA, 711 nt
Organism: Alternaria atra
Lineage: Eukaryota; Fungi; Ascomycota; Dothideomycetes; Pleosporales; Pleosporaceae
Exons: 1
Coding region: 1-711 (236 amino acids)
Source: RefSeq, a predicted model, not a curated record